Molecule: messenger RNA, 1372 nt
Organism: Nerophis ophidion (straightnose pipefish)
Lineage: Eukaryota; Metazoa; Chordata; Actinopteri; Syngnathiformes; Syngnathidae
Product: glutathione S-transferase omega-1-like
Exons: 7
Coding region: 143-1009 (288 amino acids)
Biological process (GO): glutathione metabolic process
Cellular component (GO): cytoplasm
Molecular function (GO): glutathione dehydrogenase (ascorbate) activity; glutathione transferase activity
Source: RefSeq, a predicted model, not a curated record
UUGGCUGAUGCUUUUUCCCGGAAGUAGGCGCAAGAUAUAAAUACCAUAUUUUCUCACACCGCGACGUUUUUAACAUUUAUAACCUCAUCUGCUGAGUUUAGGAAGACCUCCUGUCCACCGAAUACUUAUUUCCAGGAAAACCAUGUCGAGUCAAAUGUGUUUCGCCAAAGGCAUGACGGCGCACCGUCACAUCGGGACAUUGCUGGUUUUACGAGCAGAGGAGCAGGUUCGGCAGCGCGCGCACUCAGAGUACUUACAAGCAGACAACGUGUGUAGACAGAAAAGGGAGAACGCACGCCUAAAAAGUAAAGAUAAAGGGAGCCCUGAGCCCGGUCCCGUUCCCAAGGGCCAAAUCCGACUGUACAGCAUGAGGUUCUGCCCCUUCGCCCAGAGGACCAGGCUGGUGCUGAACGCCAAAGGCAUCAAGCACGAAAUAAUCAACAUCCAGCUGAGGGACAAACCCGAAUGGUUCCUGAAGAAAAACCCCUUGGGUCUGGUCCCCCUCCUGGAGACGGUGGCAGGGGAGCUGAUCUACGAGUCCCCCAUCACCUGUGAAUACCUGGAUGAGGAGUACCCUGACAGGAAGCUGCUCCCCUCCACGCCCUAUGGGAAAGCCCAGCAGAAAAUGAUGCUGGAGAACUUCUCCAAGAUCCCUCCAUUCACCUACAAGAUCCCGAUGGGCAGACAAAAGGGUGAGGAUGUUUCAGGACUGCUUGACGAGCUGAAGGAGAAGUUUAACAAACUAAACGAGGAUCUGGCGAAGAAGAAGACCAAGUUCUUCGGUGGCGACAGUGUCAGCAUGAUCGACUACUUGAUGUGGCCGUGGUUCGAGAGGCUGGAGGUCUUCAAGUUGACCGACUGCUUAGACGGUGCGCCCGAGCUGCAGAAGUGGGUGGAGCGCAUGUCAGAGGACCCUGUUGUCAAAUCCUGCCGGCACAGCGUGGACACCUAUGAGGCCUACUACAAGACCUACCUAGAAGGAAAACCCAACUUCGACUAUGGCCUGUAGUUCUAAACCUACUUCAACCCUCCACUUCUCUUUGUUAAAUGUGUUGCUGCUGCUUACUUCUCUGAAUGUGCACAACGAGCAGGAGUGGAAAUAUAACCGUCACUAUCGUCUCAAUUAGUGCGUUCAUGUCGAUUAAACAAAAUCAAAAACAAUGUUGGUGUUGAAUAAUUUUACUGUUUUAUCAUCCAAGAAGGAGGUAGUUUGUUUGCUAACCUGGUUUCUUUGGAGUGACAACUGUGGGGCAGAAGUAGCAAAAAAGGAGUAAAUAAAAUCAGUCUGGAGAGUGUCCAUCCAGACUGAGGCCAAUCUGGCCACCAAAACACCUGGAAAUGAUGUGUCAAUAAAGUUCAUUUUUUCCCUUCA